Molecule: messenger RNA, 1872 nt
Organism: Meriones unguiculatus (Mongolian gerbil)
Lineage: Eukaryota; Metazoa; Chordata; Mammalia; Rodentia; Muridae
Gene: Mkrn1
Product: makorin ring finger protein 1
Exons: 8
Coding region: 208-1653 (481 amino acids)
Biological process (GO): protein polyubiquitination
Molecular function (GO): metal ion binding; ubiquitin protein ligase activity
Source: RefSeq, a predicted model, not a curated record
GAGGGCCGCGGACAGCUGGCGGUGCCCGCGGUUCCCGAGACCGGGACGCUCGGAGACGCGGAGACGCCGCGCGGGGCUGGCGCGGAGCUCUCGGGCUCCUCAGUCUCCCUCCCCUCCCCUCCCCGACGCUGUCUUCUCCCUCUCGGCCGGACCGGAACUAUGUGAUCCCGGAAGUUCCGGGGCCAUUGCUGUGUGGGAUAAACAGUAAUGGCGGAGGCUGCGGCUCCCGGAACAACAGCCACAACAUCAGGAGCAGGAGCGGCAGCGGCGGCGGUGGCAGCGGCUUCCCUCACCCCUAUCCCCACAGUCGCUGCCCUGUCCCCGGGGGCGGGAGGAGGGGUCGGCGGCAGCGACGGCGGCGGCGGCGGCUGGACGAAACAGGUCACCUGCAGAUAUUUUAUGCAUGGGGUUUGUAAGGAAGGAGAUAACUGUCGAUACUCUCAUGACCUCUCUGACAGUCCAUAUGGUAUAGUGUGCAAGUAUUUUCAAAGAGGGUACUGUGUUUAUGGAGACCGCUGCAGAUACGAACACAGCAAGCCACUGAAACAGGAAGAAGUGACCGCUACAGAUCUGAGUGCAAAAUCAUCCCUUGCUGCUUCCUCGAACCUCUCAUCUGGAGUUGGAUCACUUGCUGAAAUGAAUUCAGGCGAAGCUGAGUCAAGAAACACAAAUUUUGCAACUGUAGGAGCAGGUUCUGAGGACUGGGUGAAUGCCAUUGAGUUUGUACCCGGGCAGCCCUACUGUGGCCGUACUGCCCCUUCCUGCACUGAAGUACCCCUGCAGGGCUCAGUGACCAAGGAAGAGUCAGAGAAGGAGCCAACUGCGGUGGAGACAAAGAAGCAGCUUUGCCCCUAUGCUGCAGUGGGAGAGUGUCGCUAUGGGGAAAACUGUGUGUAUCUCCACGGAGACUCCUGUGACAUGUGUGGCCUGCAGGUCCUACACCCAAUGGAUGCUGCCCAGAGGUCACAGCACAUAAAAUCUUGCAUUGAGGCCCAUGAGAAGGACAUGGAGCUCUCCUUUGCUGUGCAGCGCAGCAAGGACAUGGUAUGUGGCAUCUGCAUGGAGGUGGUCUAUGAGAAAGCCAGCCCCAGCGAGCGCCGCUUUGGGAUCCUGUCCAACUGCAACCACACCUACUGUCUCAAGUGUAUUCGCAAGUGGAGAAGUGCUAAGCAAUUUGAGAGCAAGAUCAUAAAGUCCUGCCCCGAAUGCCGCAUCACAUCUAACUUUGUCAUUCCAAGUGAGUACUGGGUGGAGGAGAAAGAAGAGAAGCAGAAACUCAUUCAGAAAUACAAGGAGGCCAUGAGCAACAAGGCGUGCAGGUAUUUUGAUGAAGGACGUGGGAGCUGCCCAUUUGGAGGGAACUGUUUUUACAAGCAUGCGUACCCUGAUGGCCGUAGAGAGGAGCCACAGAGACAGAAAGUGGGAACAUCAAGCAGAUACCGGGCCCAACGAAGGAGCCACUUCUGGGAGCUCAUUGAGGAGAGAGAGAACAACCCCUUUGACAACGACGAAGAGGAGGUUGUCACCUUUGAGCUGGGCGAGAUGUUGCUUAUGCUUUUGGCCGCAGGUGGGGACGACGAGCUGACAGACUCAGAGGACGAGUGGGACUUGUUUCACGAUGAGCUGGAGGAUUUUUAUGACUUGGAUCUAUAGCAGCUUUGCGUGGCGCAGGGACUGGUCUGCGGAGCCUCAGACAGUAGCUGUCCCCUGUGCUGUGUGGCAGUGCGUGUGGCUCUCCUAGGCAGGCCUCUCAAAUUCCAGGUGCUGUCGUGAUCACUACCCAGGGCCUGCUCCUCUACCCCUCACCUUUCUUUCCCCAAGAGUGUGUUGUUUUCUCUGUUUCAAAAGUUACAAAAAUAAAUCUUAAAGUUA